UUAGAUGCAAGGAAUGUGAGGUUGGUUGAUGGUAACAGUCGCUGUGCUGGUAGAGUGGAGGUUUAUCAUAGAGGUCAGUGGGGAACAGUGUGUGAAGAUGACUGGGAUUUGGCUGAUGCUGCAGUGGUGUGUAGAGAACUGGACUGUGGAGAACCUGUAGAUGCUCUGGGUGAUGCUCACUUUGGACCAGGAUCAGGACCAAUCUGGAUGAGUACUUUAAGUUGUUAUGGGAUGGAAUCUACAUUAAAAAGCUGUGGAGCGGCAGGAUGGGGCCAACACACCUGUGGUCAUAAUGAUGAUGCUGGAGUCAUCUGCUCAGAUCAUAAACAGUCCAGACUUAUUGACGGAUCUCAUCUGUGCUCUGGGAGGUUAGAGAUCCUUCAUGAUCAGACGUGGAUGUCAGUGUGUGAUGCUGCAUUUGACCAGCAGGAUGCAGAGGUUGUGUGUAGAGAGCUGGACUGUGGGGCUCCUGCUCAGGUGCUGAGAGCUGCUGCUUUUGACAAAGGAGACACUCAGAUGUGGACACAAGAGAUUCACUGCAGAGGAGAUGAGACUCGCAUUUCAUUCUGUUUAAUGUCACAAUCACACAAAAACAAUUGCACAAAUGCCAGUAGAGUAAGCCUGAUAUGUUCAGGUAAGGAAAUAAUGUACUGUACAGGGUCCUUAAAUGUGUUACUGUACAGAACUUGUCUCAUUGUUAAGUAUUAUUUGAUAAUAGACAUUUUUGUAAAGGGCCUUACAAUACCAACAUGUCUUUGCACAGGUUACACGGAUUUUCGACUGGUCAAUGGUUCAGACUCUUGUUCUGGAAGAGUGGAGCUUCAGUAUUUCAGUAAAUGGGGCACAGUGUGUGAUGCAUGCUGGGAUAUGAGAGCUGCCAGUGUCCUCUGUAAACAGCUGAAUUGUGGGAUUGCUGUGUCUGUUGUGGGAUCAGACUGGUUUGGAGAGGGAAGUGGUGAAAUCUGGGCUGAUGUGUUUGAUUGUGACGGGAAUGAAACAAAACUCUCCGAAUGUUCAAUCUCUUCAUGGAGUCGAGCUGAACGUUCUCAUAGACGAGAUGUUGGAGUCAUCUGCUCUAACUCGUCUCUGGCUCUUCAUGAGGGUCUGGUGCGGUUGUCUGGAGGGAGACAGUGUGAGGGGCAGGUGGAAGUUUUGAUCCAGCAGGUCUGGAGGAAGGUUCUGCUGGACUCCUGGAGUCUCACUGAAUCCUCUGUGGUCUGCAGACAGCUGGGCUGUGGCUCUGUGCUCAACUUCUCCGGCUCCUCUUCAUCCAGUUCUGAACACAGUCAUGAGUGUGUGAUGGGCUUCCAGUGCUCUGGGAGUGAAGCUCAUCUGGGGAACUGCAGCUCUCCACAAACUCUCAACUGCAGCUCCACACAACAGCUGUCAAUCACCUGCCUUGGCCGCGGGUCCAUCAGGCUGGUGGGUUCUGGGGGAGACUGUGCAGGGAGGCUGGAGGUUUUUCACAGCGGCUCAUGGGGGACAGUGUGUGACGACUCCUGGGAUAUUAAAGAUGCCCAUGUGGUGUGCAGACAGCUGCAGUGUGGAGUGGCCCUCAGUAACCAGCAGGUACCAGCCUGGUUUGGUCCUGGUUCUGGACCCAUAUGGCUGGAUGAGGUGGAGUGUGAGGGGAAUGAGACGUCCCUGUGGAGCUGCUCUUCUCCAGGCUGGGGAAAACAUGACUGUCGACACAAGGAGGAUGUAGGAGUCGUCUGCUCUGCGUUUAAAGAGAUCAGGUUAACUGAAGGCUGUGAAGGGAAUGUGGAGGUUUUCUACAAUGGAUCCUGGGGAAAUGUGUGCUGGAAUCAGAUGGAAAUAGACACAGUGAGUAUUAUUUGUCAAGAGCUGAACUGUGGAAGAUCUGGUGUUUUGUCUGUUUCUACAUCAAGACUGAAAUCAGCUCCUAACUGGCUGGACAAAGUAACAUGUCGAUCACAUGAUUCACAUCUUUUGCAAUGUCCGUCUUCAAUUUGGGGACAAAAUGACUGUAAUACAGAUGAAGUGGCCAAAGUUACCUGCUCAGGUAAAAUUAUAGAAUAUUGUUCACUACACAAUACAGAAAUAUUGCUUUAAUACUUUGAGUAUACAUAGAAAAAGACACAUUGCAUAUAUUACUGUAUCUGAUGAUUACAGAAAAGGAGAGUCCUGCAUCCCCCAGAAGUUAUCUUACUAUUUCCACAUCUCCUCACCAAAGACAAU
Messenger RNA from Danio rerio (zebrafish), 2199 nucleotides. NCBI's taxonomy places the organism in Eukaryota, Metazoa, Chordata, Actinopteri, Cypriniformes, Danionidae. The record is from RefSeq and is a predicted model, not a curated record.